Messenger RNA from Aedes aegypti (yellow fever mosquito), 6250 nucleotides. RefSeq lists its product as uncharacterized. The transcript is spliced from 11 exons. Gene Ontology annotation, molecular function: chitin synthase activity. Bases 668 to 5398 code for a protein of 1576 amino acids. Lineage: Eukaryota; Metazoa; Arthropoda; Insecta; Diptera; Culicidae. Gene Ontology annotation, cellular component: cell septum; cell periphery. The record is from RefSeq and is a predicted model, not a curated record.
AAUGGUAUGCACAAGAAGUCUCGGAGAUUUCUCCGUUCAGUAGACAACGAACCCUGGCUGCAUGUCGUCGUCGCUUGCAGAUCGCUCUCGCCGUCGAAGUCUUUAAGUCGUUACGCGUAGCUGAACAACAGUCUCCACAGUUCCCCUCCUCCUAUUCCUCCCCUUUUGGAGCCCAAGGUAUGUGUUGUGGUGGCAAGUUGAAAGUGGAUUACGUCGCCUCCGUGUGCUGAAUCUUGUGUGAUGUUUGUCGCGACCCUCGGCCAAAGAGAAAAGACCAAACAAGAUCAUUGCGACCGCUGGCUGACAGUGAAAGGAGAAUAGGGUCGUCGUCGUCGUGGCGGGUGAAGUCGACGCGUGGUGUUGCAGUACCUACCCAGCAAGAGCAACGAGCGCGCGCGAGCCUCCUCUAGUGGUGUGCGAAUAAUUGGAGUGCGCGCUUUGUUGAUUGGAAUAAACGGCUUCACGGAGUGGUUCGCGGAAAAGUGUUGGAAAUUUUGCGGAGUUGAAGACAUAAAAAAUUAUAUCGACAAAAGCCCGACUGUGGCGAUAGAAACGAGAGCAGUAGCCAGCCUUAUGAGCAGCGUGAUUCAAUCAUACAGCCGAUUGGUAGCAGACCAGUAGAUUUUCAGGUUUCGAGCAAACUUUUCGAGAGGCAUCCGCCGAGAGGAUGUCUGCUAUCAGACAUCGACCUCUGGCAACACAGAACGAGAGCGAUGACAACUUCACGGACGAUGAGAGCACCCCGCUGACCCAGGACAUCUAUGGCGGAAGCCAGCGAACCGUACAGGAAACCAAAGGAUGGGACGUCUUCCGGGAUCCUCCGAUCAAGGAGGACACCGGCUCCAUGGCCGACCAGGCCUGCCUGGAGCUGACGAUCAAAAUCCUGAAAAUCUUCGCCUACCUGCUGACGUUCGUCAUCGUACUGACCGGGGGUGUAGUCGCCAAGGGCUGUGUCCUGUUCAUGUCCUCGCAGCUCAAGCGGGAUCGUAAGAUCACCUACUGUAACCGGGACCUGGCCCGUGACAAGCAAUUCGUCGCCACACUGCCCGAGGAGGAACGGAUAGCGUGGAUGUGGGCGCUGAUGAUUGCGUUUGCCGUGCCGGAGAUCGGAACCUUCAUUCGAUCGACCCGUAUCUGUUUCUUCAAAUCGAUGAAGAAACCAUUCAAGUCACACUUUUUGCUCGUGUUCCUAAUGGAGUCGUUCCACACGAUUGGUUUGGUGUUGCUGUUUUUCGUCGUCCUCCCGGAAGUCGACUCGGUGAAAGGCGCCAUGCUGACCAACUGCCUCUGUGUGAUACCGGGUUUGCUCGGAAUGUUUUCGCGAACGAACAAAGAAGGCAAACGUGCUGUUAAGAGUAUCGUUGAUUUGGCAGCUAUUGCUGCGCAAAUUACCGGCUUCGUGGUGUGGCCAUUGCUAGAGAACAGGCCAGUUCUGUGGUUGAUCCCCGUGUCGGCCUUGCUGACGUCUUGUGGCUGGUGGGAAAAUUACGUUUCACCACAGAGUCCUUUCGGGUUCAUCCGAGCGAUGGGUCGAGUGAAGGAAGACCUCAAACAGACUCGCUAUUUUACCUACAUGUUCUUGUCGUUGUGGAAGGUCAUGCUGUUCUUCUGCAUCGUGUUAGUGAUUAUGUUCUUCAACGGCGAUGAAGUAGCCAACCUAUUUUCGUUGUUCGGAGUUGGGUUCGGACCGCACAAGAUUGUUGUAGAGGAAGUCGCAACGGCCUUCAGUUCAGCACUUCCUGAUCUCGUUGAAGCGUCGCAAGCUGGAGAUACCGUUGAUAUCGAUGCUUCUUACAAUACCGUUACGUAUGUUUUGAUCAUUCAGAUUUUGGGCGCUUACUUGUGCUACGUUUUCGGCAAGUUUGCCUGUAAGAUUUUGAUUCAAGGCUUCAGUUAUGCUUUCCCAGUGAAUCUAACGAUUCCGGUAGCGAUUUCAUUGUUGAUUGCCGCUUGUGGUAUUCGAAACGACGAUCCCUGCUUUUUCCACGGUUCAAUACCGGAUUACUUAUUUUUCGAAAGUCCUCCAGUGUUCCGGUUAAGUGAUUUUGCAUCACGCCAAAUGGCAUGGGCCUGGUUGCUCUGGCUUCUUUCACAAACUUGGAUUACGCUUCACAUUUGGACACCCAAGUGCGAGCGUUUGGCCAAUACGGAAAAGUUGUUCGUCACUCCCAUGUACAAUGCCUUGCUGAUCGAUCAAUCGAUGGCGCUGAACAGGAGACGUGACGAUCAGGCUGACGUUAAGACUGAAGACCUGGCCGAAAUCGAAAAGGAAAAGGGUGAUGAGUACUAUGAAACUAUAUCGGUUCACACGGAUGGAUCUGCACUGCCCCGGCCGAGUGUGAAGUCGUCCGAUCACAUCACGAGAAUCUACGCCUGCGCAACUCUGUGGCACGAAACUAAAGAGGAGAUGAUCGUGUUCUUGAAAUCUAUCAUGCGAAUGGAUGAAGAUCAGUGCGCCAGACGAGUGGCGCAGAAGUACUUGCGUAUCGUUGAUCCGGACUACUACGAAUUUGAAACGCACAUUUUCUUCGAUGACGCUUUCGAAAUUUCCGAUCACAGCGAUGAUGAUAUUCAGUGCAAUAGGUUCGUCAAAAUCUUGAUCGAUACGAUUGACGAAGCAGCCUCGGAGGUACAUCAAACCAACAUCCGGUUGAGGCCACCGAAGAAGUAUCCAACGCCGUACGGAGGUCGUCUGGUUUGGACCCUGCCUGGAAAGACAAAACUGAUUGCCCAUCUCAAGGACAAGGAUCGUAUUCGACAUCGUAAGCGUUGGUCGCAGGUCAUGUACAUGUACUACUUGCUCGGACACCGGUUGAUGGAACUGCCGAUCUCGGUUGAUCGCAAGGACGUAAUGGCGGAGAACACCUAUCUGCUCACUCUGGACGGAGAUAUCGAUUUCAAUCCAAGUGCUGUCACACUGCUGGUGGAUUUGAUGAAGAAAAAUAAGAACCUGGGUGCUGCUUGCGGUCGUAUUCAUCCGAUCGGGUCCGGUCCAAUGGUGUGGUAUCAGAAGUUCGAAUACGCUAUUGGUCAUUGGCUGCAGAAGGCUACCGAACAUAUGAUCGGAUGUGUACUUUGUAGUCCUGGAUGUUUCUCGCUGUUCAGAGGCAAAGGUCUCAUGGACGACAACGUCAUGCGGAAAUAUACGACCCGUUCGGAUGAAGCCCGUCACUACGUGCAGUACGAUCAGGGAGAGGAUCGUUGGUUGUGUACACUGUUGCUGCAGCGAGGCUAUCGUGUCGAAUAUUCCGCUGCCUCGGAUGCCUACACUCACUGUCCGGAAGGUUUCAACGAGUUUUAUAACCAGCGUCGUCGAUGGGUUCCGUCUACUAUUGCCAACAUUAUGGAUCUGCUGAUGGACUACAAGCGUACGAUCAAGAUUAACGAUAACAUCUCGUUGCUGUAUAUCUUCUACCAGAUGAUGUUGAUGGGUGGUACUAUUCUGGGCCCGGGUACGAUUUUCCUUAUGUUGGUGGGAGCUUUCGUCGCCGCAUUUAAGAUUGACAACUGGACUUCGUUCUACUAUAAUAUCAUUCCCAUAUUGCUGUUCAUGUUAGUUUGUUUCACAUGUAAAUCCAAUAUCCAACUACUGCUAGCACAGAUAUUGUCAACGGUAUAUGCAUUAAUUAUGAUGGCGGUAAUCGUCGGUACAGCGCUGCAGUUAGGCGAGGACGGAAUUGGAAGUCCUUCGGCUAUAUUCUUGAUAGCAAUGACGGGGUCAUUCUUUAUAGCAGCAUGUCUACAUCCGCAAGAAUUUUGGUGUAUAGCAUCUGGAUUGAUCUAUCUGCUCUCGAUUCCGUCUAUGUACUUGCUGUUGAUCUUGUACUCGAUCAUUAACUUGAACGUUGUCUCUUGGGGUACUCGUGAAGUUGUAGCCAAGAAGACUAAGAAAGAACUCGAACAAGAGAAGAAGGAAGCUGAAGAGGCAGCAAAGCGAGUGAAGCAAAAAUCGCUACUUGGAUUCCUUCAGGGAGGUGCUGGCUCCAAUGCGGAUGAAGAAGGAUCCAUCGAAGUCUCCAUCGCCGGAUUGUUCCGUUGUUUGUUGUGCACACAUGGCAAGACCACCGAUGAGAAAGCCCAACUGGUUCAUAUUGGAGACGCUCUGGAUUCCAUUACCAAGAAGAUCGAAAAUUUAGAAAAGCACAUCGAUCCUCAUGGACAUCAUACUCGCAAACGAACGGCAUCUGCUGGAUCACGUGAUCAUCAUCUGGGCUCGGUCGCUGAGGAUAGUGAAGAAGAGGACGAGCAAUCGGAUUCGGAGACUUCAACGCUGCAGAGAAACGAACGCGACUUCCUGACGAACCCCUACUGGAUUGAAGAUCCUGACUUGAAAAAGGGUGAAGUGGACUUCAUCUCCAGCACGGAGAUCCAGUUUUGGAAGGAUUUGAUCGAUCAAUAUCUAUACCCUAUCGACCAGAACAAAGAAGAACAGGCACGAAUUGCUUCGGACCUGAUCGAGUUGCGUAACAAGUCCGUGUUUGCAUUCUUCAUGUUCAACGCGCUGUUCGUACUGAUCGUGUUCUUGCUGCAGUUGAACAAAGACAAACUGCACAUCAUUUGGCCGUUGGGCGUCAAAACCAACAUUACCUAUGACGAAGUGACAGCCGAGGUGCACAUCUCGAAAGAGUACCUCCAGUUGGAACCGAUCGGUUUGGUGUUCGUGUUCUUCUUCGCGUUGAUCUUGAUCAUCCAGUUUACGGCUAUGUUGUUCCAUCGAUUCGGAACCCUGUCGCAUAUCUUGGCCUCAACCGAGCUGAACUGGGGUUGCAACAAGAAACCAGAGGAGCUCUCGCAGGAUGCUCUGAUAGACAAGCACGCGGUGGAGAUAGUCAAGAAUCUCCAGAGGCUUCAGGGUAUCGAUGGGGACUACGAUAACGAUUCCGGAAGCGGACCAGACCGGAUAGCACGCCGAAGAACGAUCCAGAAUCUGGAGAAGUCCCGUCAACCGAGGAGACAGAUUGGCACACUGGACGUUGCCUUCAAGAAGCGCUUCCUGAAGUUGACGGCAGAUGAGAACAACGCCGGAACACCGAUCCUGACCCGCAGGAUGACGAUGCGCCGCGAGACGAUACGUGCCCUAGAGGUGCGAAAGAACUCGGUUAUGGCCGAGCGACGCAAGUCCCAAAUGCAAACGCUGGGAGCGAACAAUGAGUACGGAAUAACCGGAGUCAAUAACACAAACAACAAUGCUCCUCAACGCCCAUUACGGACAUCCAACGCCGGUGUCAGCGUGAAGGAUAUCUUCAACGUGAACGGUGGCCCCGGAGGUGACAUCUACGGCGUUACCGGCCAGGUAAACCAAGCCUACGAACCGGUCAUCGAAGACGACGAUCGCAAUUCGCUUCGACUACAGCCGCGCAACCAGGUGACGUGGAGCAAUAGCAACGGACGACUGUGACAAAACCGGCGUACAUCCAUGUGCAUGUUACCACCGGUCGAUCCUCCGUAUCGGGAGGAAUGUGAUGUCCUAAAUCUUGAUUGACCGUCAAACGUGUUCUAGCAAUAAGAAACUGAACGUGAUGAAAAAGCAAGCUCGAUCGAUGAGACAACUGAUAAUUUAUAGCACAAUUAGCAUGUAGCUACCUAUUGCUAAAUUCGAUGAUACUUCAACUGAUUCAAACAGAUAACUGCCGACAUUUUUUUUUUCGUAAAAUAGGAUUAACACUCAUUUUGUAUUUCGAAGCCGUAUACAACCAAUCAACCGAAAAACUGCCAACUGAUAUACUCAAGGUUUUGCAUAGUGACAAAGCAAAAAACUCAACGCGAAAUGAAAUACUCAACAUAGGUUUUAUAAAUUUAGCUAUAAUGUGACGAAUUGAGAAGAACUCAUACAAACACAACUUUUAUUUUUUGUUUUGGUUAGUAAUCGUAGAGAAGACAAAAGUUAAAAAUUACCAAACGCUGCAAAAUUGAUUUCGAACCCUUUGUUAAAUAUUUAUUUUUAGAAAAGAAUAACAUCGAAUUUUAGGCCUACCUUUACCUACUGUUAAUUUCAGGAACUGUACAAAACCUAUCAGAAGUCAGAUGGGUGUAGUGCGACCACUAAAUUGUAACUUGUGUUUAUGUACAUAUGUCUCGAAAACACUUUCUUCCUUUUUGUAUGAUUUAUAUCUGUGUUUUAAAGACCUGCCUUUCCAUUAUUAGUUCAAUGUUGUUUUGUCUGUGCAAGAUGCACUAUGUAAAUCCUAAACUAUGAAUGGAGUAAAAUAAAAUCGAUAGACUUAAUAUACAGUUUUAUAUAAAUUUCUAA